Cydia amplana is the source of this 2725-nucleotide messenger RNA. RefSeq names its product soluble guanylate cyclase 88E-like (gene Gyc88E). Gene Ontology annotation, biological process: nitric oxide-cGMP-mediated signaling; response to oxygen levels; cGMP biosynthetic process. Lineage: Eukaryota; Metazoa; Arthropoda; Insecta; Lepidoptera; Tortricidae. Bases 5 to 2725 code for a protein of 906 amino acids. The transcript has 16 exons. Gene Ontology annotation, molecular function: guanylate cyclase activity; oxygen sensor activity; heme binding. The record is from RefSeq and is a predicted model, not a curated record. Gene Ontology annotation, cellular component: guanylate cyclase complex, soluble.
GAAAAUGUACGGGUUGCUACUAGAAAACAUGGCGGAGUUCAUAAGACAAACGUACGGGGAGGAGCGCUGGGAGGACAUCCGGAGGCAGGCCGGCGUCGAGCAACCCUCGUUCUCAGUCCACCAGGUGUACCCCGAGAACCUCAUCACCAGGCUUGCCAAGAAGGCUCAGGAAGUCCUAGGCAUCACAGAGCGAGAAUUCAUGGACCAAAUGGGCGUCUACUUCGUAGGCUUUGUGUCCCAAUACGGCUAUGACCGCGUCCUGUCAGUCCUAGGCCGUCACAUGAGGGACUUCCUGAACGGCCUAGAUAACCUACACGAAUACCUAAAGUUUAGCUAUCCUAGGAUGCGAGCGCCUAGUUUUAUAUGCGAGAACGAGACGCGGCAGGGACUGACGCUGCAUUAUAGGUCGAAGAGGAGAGGAUUCGUGUAUUACGCUAUGGGACAGAUUAGAGAGGUAGCUCGCCACUUUUAUCACAAGGAGAUGCGAAUAGAGUUGCUAAGGGAAGAGCUACUGUUUGACACAGUCCACGUGACCUUCCAGCUGACAUUUGACAAUCGGGCGUUCACUCUGGCGUCUCUGGCCAUGACACGGGAGGAAAAACAUCUGCCCAUCAGCGCCUCUGUGCUGUUCGAGAUAUUCCCGUUUUGCAUCGUUUUUGGAUCGGACAUGGUGGUCCGCAGCAUCGGCAACUCCCUCAUGGUGAUCCUACCCGACCUGGUGGGCAAGAAGAUCACCAACUGGUUCGAUCUAGUGCGGCCGCUCAUCGCAUUUAAGUUUCAAACCAUCCUAAACCGCACAAAUAACAUCUUCGAGUUGGUGACAGUGGAGGCAGUCAUCCACGAGAAGGCCACGGACAAGAGGAGUGAGAUCCUGAAGCUGUCAGACGAGUCUGAUGGGACCACGGAGAAGAACUUGAGGCUUAAAGGUCAAAUGAUCUACAUGGAUAACUGGAGGAUGAUGAUGUAUCUGGGGACCCCUGUGAUGCCAGACCUCUCCGCGCUGGUCUCCACGGGCCUGUACAUCAACGACUUGUCCAUGCAUGACUUCAGCAGAGACCUGAUGUUAGCCGGCACUCAGCAAUCCGUGGAGCUCAAACUAGCACUGGACCAGGAGCAGCAGAAGAGCAAGAAACUAGAAGAGUCCAUGAGAAAACUGGACGAGGAGAUGAAAAGGACUGAUGAACUCUUGUACCAGAUGAUACCUAAGCAAGUUGCCGAUCGUCUAAGGAAGGGAGAAAACCCUAUUGAUACAUGUGAGAUGUUCCACAGCGUGUCCAUCCUCUUCUCCGACGUGGUCACGUUUACGGAGAUCUGCUCACGCAUCACCCCCAUGGAAGUGGUCUCCAUGCUCAACGCCAUGUACUCCAUCUUCGACACACUCACGGAACGGAACCGGGUCUAUAAGGUGGAAACCAUAGGAGAUGCUUAUAUGGUGGUAUCCGGGGCUCCUGAAAAAGAAGACAACCACGCCGAGAAAGUCUGCGAUAUGGCACUUGACAUGGUUGACGCCAUCACCGACCUUAAGGAUCCUAGCACAGGCUCUCACCUCUCUAUAAGAGUGGGCGUCCACUCAGGUGCAGUCGUAGCCGGCAUUGUUGGCCUCAAAAUGCCUCGCUACUGCCUUUUCGGGGAUUCCGUCAACACCGCCUCACGAAUGGAAUCCACGUCGGAAGCCAUGAGGAUCCAUAUAUCGCAGACGACGCAGGAGCUACUCUCACCCUCUUAUAUGGUGCAGGAGAGGGGUGAAAUACAGGUUAAAGGAAAAGGCUCAAUGAAGACCUACUGGCUCGAAGGUAGAGAGUCCAGACCUUCCCUAACCAAGGUGAUAUCGCCCCAGCUCCAACCAGGCACGGAGCCAGAAUGGGAGCGAGCGGCUGAUGUCAGAGAAUCCAUCGCUGAGUAUUCUGCGCAGCAAUUCUUGAAUAAGGAGAGCAACUGUUUGCAGGCGGCGAAUGCCGUGCAGAACUCUGGACCGAGCUCGUUGGUCAGUCUAUCAGGGAAUACUCUAGCUCAGCCUUCAACCCCAACAGUCCGGAGCCAAGGGCACGCGACGCCAACUGUGACGUCACCUGUCGAAGAACGACGGACGAUGUACUCGCCUGUCACGUUCCAAGAUGUCGCGCGACGGAGCUUAGCUAACUCGCCGAAUAGGACUGAGAAGCCCAGGGAUUCAAGGUCAAAUUCGGCGAGCCUGGGCGGCAACUGGGCUGAUGCAGAGUCACUCGCCACAGACCCUGCGAGGAACAUCGACAGCCUCAAUUCUAUUUGUUACAGUGCGACGUCCCCUUGCAGAAACGGUACCGCGCCCCCCUCCAAAGAAAGGGAAGAAAGCUUCGGUGAUGCAGCUUGCGUGGCUCGAAUGUCCGCAGUACACUCGGCGCCGCCCGCGUGCGUCGUCACAGACUCGUCACAACCACACAGCGCAGAGGAAAUAGAAACCGACACAGAAUACCAAGACGCGCACGAGCUCAGCCACAGCCACAUCUGCACCGUCUCUGAGGCCAUCACAGAAAACCCCAAACCCGGCAAAGUGGGACGCUUUAAAGCGAGGAUAGCCCCCCACAAAACCUGCGUCACCAAACCCCACAAGGAAUCCCUAAAAGACAAAAAUCCCCCGGUCCACGGACACCAUCACACGAAGAACGUGAAUCACCACCAGUGUUGUGGCGCGUUCGGGAACCCACAUGUGAGACAUAAAAAUAAUUCUAACUGUCAACUUAUUUAG